Molecule: messenger RNA, 2526 nt
Organism: Mytilus californianus (California mussel)
Lineage: Eukaryota; Metazoa; Mollusca; Bivalvia; Mytilida; Mytilidae
Product: gigasin-6-like
Exons: 5
Coding region: 147-1793 (548 amino acids)
Source: RefSeq, a predicted model, not a curated record
GAGUCUGAUAUGACAAUGCGAUAUCAUGUAAAUUGUCAUAUAUAAGUACCAAUUAUUAUUCAUAGUUAUUUAUAGUUACAGGAGAUGCAUGCAUUAUAAAUACAUGGAAGAUUAUCACAUCCGCCUGCAUUUAUUCUUGCAUUCUAAUGAAACACUGUAUAUUAUACUUAAAUAUGUUUCGAGUUUUUCUGUUAUAUUCGUUCGUUUUCUGUCUUAGUGGACAAGAAAAUGUCCGAAUCGAUCAAGUAUUGAAGGACACUUUGGAUUGCAAGUUUAAAUCUAACAAAACCGUAGGUCUGACGGUGUCUGUUGUCAGAUCAGAUAAAGUUCUGUUUGUUGGAGGAUAUGGCUUUGUGGAUAUAGAAAAGAAGACGCCUGUGACAGGGGAUACACUUUUUCAAUUAUCAUCAAUGUCAAAAGCAUUCGCAAGUGUUCUGCUUACAAAGCUAAUAGAAGAGAAGACAAACUAUACAUUGGAUACAAGACUAAAGAAAAUUCUACAUGGAAAGGAGAUUUUCUACGACAGUUUAAGAUCCAACUAUGUCACUCUACGAGAUUUGCUGUCCCACAAAACAGGUAUCCCGAAACAUAAUGAGAUGAGAUUUGACACUGAUCUUACCCGGAAAAAUUUUAUAGAUCGACUUAAAUAUCUUAAACCAGAGGGUGUUUUUAGAGGUAGUUACAUGUACAAUAAUUUGAUGUAUGGAAUCGUCACCCGUCUUGCUGAGAUAAUAGGCAAAGAUAAAUGGGAGAACCUAGUAACCAAGCACAUAUUUGAACCGUUAGAAAUGAAUACAUCAACAUUUGCUUCAACAGCAGACCCAGAGAAGAUUUUGCUGGCAAAAGGAUACGUGGAAUAUUACGGUGAACUCCAUCCGGUUCAUUAUAACUUUACAAGGCAAUAUAGUGAAAUAUGUGGAUCAGUGUGCAUACUUACUACUGCCAAUGACAUGUCUAAGUGGACACGUUUCUUUCUGAAUGGAGGAAAGCUUCAAAAUGACACCAGAUUGAUUUCAGAACAGGCCUUUAAAGAUAUAACUACUCCUGUAAAUACCAUACCAUAUACUUACACCCACAAAUACUUCUCCACGCCGGAAAUACCAGUCACGAAUAUUCAAAGCAACUACGCACUGGGUUGGAGAACUGGAUAUUAUAGAGGGUACAGAAUGGUUGUCCAUACUGGCUCAACAUGGGGAUAUAGAGCAAUGAUAUCCUGGUACCCUGAGGCUGAUAUUGGCAUUUUUGUAGCAUUUAAUGGAAAUGAUCCAAAUUACUUAUACAGAUUAACAUUACAUAAUUAUAUAUUUGAUGUGUACACUGGUCAUAUCCCAUAUCUAAAUACAUCAACCAUAUGUACUUAUCCUGAACCAUGGUUAAAAUCUGACAUACCAAAAGUAAAACCUAAUUACCGAAAAGACAGAAAUACAACAAGAAAACAAAAAGAAUACAUUGGGAUGUAUAAACAUCAAGCCUAUGGUAAAAUUAAGAUUGUCAAACACACAGAGAAGAAUAAACUGAACUUGACAUAUGGUUAUUUGACAUUUGUGCUCUAUCCUUCAGAAACUAAGGAUGAGUUUUAUGGUGACACUACAGGAAUAUCUGUAAAAUUGUUAGAUUUUUACAAAUUCAAAUUUAAAUUCCACAAUGAUCAGGUGACCUUAACAGCGUCCAGCUUUCAGGAGCAGCCUACCUUUAUAAAAAAGGGACAACUGAACAACAAAGCUUAUCCUAUGUAUACAGCUUCUAUGAGUCUUCCUGUUGUGAUCUUCUGUAUCUGUUUGACAUUGUUUUGAAUCAGAUAUUUGCUUUUUGUUUUGUUUUAAUGAAACCUUAGAAGUGAUCAGCUGGCCCGAGAACACAGUUAGUUCGUAGUGCAUUUCUUUUAGACAAUAAAUUCAAAUUAAAAAAAUCGCGCCUCCUCUAUCUCAAAAAGAUUUUUACUGUGUAGUGUACUACUUUUGGAACAAAUAAUAUCAAAAUUUUACAAAAGUCUGCCAGAUCUAACUCAAAAUAUUGACAAUUCUAUGUUAAGGGGGUCUACAAUUCAGUUUGACAGCUUCAACAUACUAAUUUUUGACCUUUUUUAACUGGACCAAAUCACUUCUUUACAUAAUAAUUCAUCACCCAAUUUUUUUAAACAUGUAACUUCAUCCCACUACUUAAUAUUUCAUGCAUAAAAUAUAAAGACAUAAAUUUGAAAAGUGUAUGAAAACAAUUUACAAGUUAUACACUGUCCACACUAAGGACUAUAUUUGAAUACAACGAAAAUAAAAGGACGAUAACUGUGUCCUCGGGCCUAAUAGGAUAGAAAGACAUGACUAAAUCUAAUAAAACUUUGCAUACUCUAAGAUUGGUAAAUUAUAAGAUAGUUGGCAAAUUUUCAUGGCCAUAGGACAUAUAUUAAAGAAACAAUGGCCAUUCUAAUAAUGAACUUUAGAUGAUUAUUUUCGACGUUUAAAUCGAACAAUUUAAAUUAAGAUUUGGGCCUAAAAAAUUAAAACAUUGCAAAAAUUUGCUUUUUAAAUG